Messenger RNA from Staurois parvus, 387 nucleotides. The record is from the annotation of a GenBank genome assembly. NCBI's taxonomy places the organism in Eukaryota, Metazoa, Chordata, Amphibia, Anura, Ranidae.
CAGGCGGAACGUGAUGAGGUUUGUUACCCUGACAUCCUGAAGGCUGAUGAAAAUGGACGAUCUGGAGAAACUAAUCUUCAGGAGGAGCUGCAGGUGUUUCGAGCAUGCUGGAUGUCCGAACUUACUCCAGGAGGGAGUUCUUCAGGAGUAGAGGCUCAGUCCAAUAAAGUACUGAGAGGAUCUCUUGGGAAGGUCUCAGAUACCAAAGCUAAACAAGAACUGGCCAAGGAGGAGAUGGCCAGAGAACUUUUUCUUAAAGCUGCAGAGCAGGAGCAAAAUGGAGCACUCUAUGAAGCUAUCAAGUUUUACCGCCAAGCCAUGCAGCUUGUGCCUGACAUUGAGUUUAAAAUUAAUUACAACUGGUCCCCUGAUGGCGAAGGGAAAAAC